Stegodyphus dumicola is the source of this 501-nucleotide messenger RNA. RefSeq lists its product as uncharacterized. The record is from RefSeq and is a predicted model, not a curated record. Lineage: Eukaryota; Metazoa; Arthropoda; Arachnida; Araneae; Eresidae.
AUGCCGAUACCGAGGAACAGCGGCUCCAGAGACCUCAUUUCCGGAAUGCAGCUUAGCGACAAAAAACCGUCAUCACUCCUCUUACUGGAGAUGCAAAGUAAAGUUGGCUCACGAAUGAGUGAGGAUCUUCUUAAAUCGCUUUUCCUGCAGCAACUGCCAACGCAUGCACAACAGAUUUUAGCCAUUUCCAGUGACAAGUUAGACAAGCUAGCUGAGAUGGCCGAUGGUAUCAUGGCAGCCACCGGAAACAGUGCUUCAGUGUUUGAAGUAAAAACGGAAGACUCUGCGCUAAAAGAAUUAUUAAUGGAUAUUUCAUCUCGCCUUUCUCGGAUGGAAACACGUUCCAGAUCGCGUUCAACCGAACGAGAGCAGCAGAAUAAAAGAGGCCGUUCAUCAAGCCGCCAACGACAAGGUAAUAGAGAGCAUUGCUGGUACCAUCAGCGUUUCAAAGAAAAAGCUACCAAGUGCACAAAACCCUGUACCUUCCAGGCGGAAAACUAG